This is a messenger RNA of Aspergillus terreus NIH2624, 747 nucleotides long. Its product is annotated as PIG-L family deacetylase. Gene Ontology annotation, molecular function: N-acetylglucosaminylphosphatidylinositol deacetylase activity. The transcript has 3 exons. Gene Ontology annotation, biological process: GPI anchor biosynthetic process. Bases 1 to 747 code for a protein of 248 amino acids. Gene Ontology annotation, cellular component: endoplasmic reticulum. The record is from RefSeq and is a predicted model, not a curated record. NCBI's taxonomy places the organism in Eukaryota, Fungi, Ascomycota, Eurotiomycetes, Eurotiales, Aspergillaceae.
AUGGCUCCCUCGCUAAUCACUGUCGGAUUCGCCGUCGCAGCCGUCUUCCUCUUCUGGACGCUGUCCUCGACGACCUCGUCGCCCUUUGCACGGUCCUUCCCGCGCCUCUACAACAAACGCAUCUGCCUCCUCAUCGCCCACCCCGAUGACGAGGCCAUGUUCUUCGCGCCCACAGUGCUGGCCCUCACCAAACCCGAGUUCGGCAACCACCUCAAGAUCCUGUGUCUGAGCAGCGGAGACGCCGACGGCCUCGGCCACAUCCGCAAGAGAGAGCUCCAGAAGAGCGCCCUCCAGCUCGGCCUCCGCAGCGAAUCCGACGUCUUCAUCGUCGACGACCCGGCCCGCUUCGCCGACAGCAUGACCACCACCUGGGCCGCCAGCGACGUCUCCGCGCUGCUGGCCUCCGCCUUCGUCCCGGACAGCACUGCCCGCCCGCCGGCCGCCACCAUCGACGUCCUCCUCACCUUCGACCCGGCCGGCGUCAGCAACCACCCCAACCACCGCUCGCUGUACCACGGCGCCAUGCAUUUCCUCCGCGCCCUGAUGAAGGAUAAGCCCGGCUAUACCUGCCCCGUCACCCUGUACACGCUGUCCUCCACUAGUAUCUUCCGGAAGUAUGUGGGCGUGCUGGAUGCGCCGGUCACGAUGCUGCUGGGGGCGCUGCGUGCGCUGGUGGCGGCUGUGUCGGGGCGCGCGGCCGGAGCCCGCAAGGAUGAUAUGCCGAAUCGGUUGCUUCGGCCAUGGUGA